Messenger RNA from Erythranthe guttata (spotted monkey flower), 1027 nucleotides. RefSeq lists its product as uncharacterized. NCBI's taxonomy places the organism in Eukaryota, Viridiplantae, Streptophyta, Magnoliopsida, Lamiales, Phrymaceae. Gene Ontology annotation, cellular component: chloroplast thylakoid membrane. The record is from RefSeq and is a predicted model, not a curated record.
GGUCUGCACCAUCCAUUUGCGAGUUAGCCUUUUCCUCCGAUUCGCAAAUUCCACAAGCUCCUCUUUUACACUUUCUCUCACUUCCGUUCCAUUACUCUCUCUCUCUCUCUUGGAAAGAAGAAUUUUGAUGGUUGGCCCUUAAAACACAAUCUUCAAACUCAUUAAUGGCUGUUUCUUUGAAUUCAGUCAUCUCCUUCAAUCCCACCGUAAACUACCAGCAGGUGAGGAGAGCUAAUAAUAGGAUAUUAUUAGUCAAGGUCCCUACUCCGACUUCUCUGUGGGCCCCACUUGGAUUAAUACAAUCCGCACCAAUUCGGAAAAGAUCAAGAUUCUACGUUUUAGCUGCUGCUGAUAAUAAUGUUGCCAUAGAGACUACUGAUAAUGACUCUAAAUCUAUUGAAACCGAUGACGGAAAUGCUUUAUUAAUCCCAGCUAGUAGUGAUGAAGUUGCGCCUGAGGAGACUAAUGAAGGGGCAUUAUCGGACACAUCAAACUCGACCCCGAAAAGAGGACCGUUAACCGCAAGAGAGAGACUUAGGGCAGCGAGGGUACUGAACCGAUACACGGAUCCAAAGCCAUCGAAAGCAGAGCUUGGUAGCAAACUAAUGGAGUCCCUAAGAGAAACCGACAAGGGUAAAAGACGCCCGAGUCUUCCGGAAGCACCUACAAAUAUGUUGGACGACAACAAAAGAGGAAAGCCGGAAAAAGGUUGGACUAUCAACAUAUCUGCUGGUAUGGAUGUCAUUGUCGUUGUCUUUUCUUUUGUCUUUAUUAGCUCUGCCAUGUUUGCUACUACUUACUUAGUUUGGAAACUCGGUGCCAUUCAUUUCAACGAGUUGUAGAAGGCUCUAUUUGUAUAUUUUUGCCUUUUUUUUUUGGGCUUUUGGAUAAUCAAUCUUAUUGUUAGCAAUCUGGCUUUUGUAUGUCUACAGGAUUUUUACUAUUUUUUUUUUGCGAUCAGAAAAUUAUGUACCGCGCUUUGCUAUUCUUAUAGAUAUCCGGAAUACAUACUUGUAUGUUUGUAUUA